This is a messenger RNA of Talaromyces amestolkiae, 1011 nucleotides long. RefSeq lists its product as uncharacterized. The transcript has 3 exons. The record is from RefSeq and is a predicted model, not a curated record. Lineage: Eukaryota; Fungi; Ascomycota; Eurotiomycetes; Eurotiales; Trichocomaceae. Gene Ontology annotation, cellular component: cytoplasm; Atg12-Atg5-Atg16 complex; phagophore assembly site membrane. Bases 1 to 1011 code for a protein of 336 amino acids. Gene Ontology annotation, biological process: C-terminal protein lipidation; autophagy of mitochondrion; cellular response to nitrogen starvation.
AUGUCAGGCACCAAUCAAUCGCAUAUCAACUCUAUUCAAGAGAAGGUCUGGGAAGGCAAACUUCCCUUGGAGAUUGUCCUAGCUCCUUCAGAAUGCCGGACCUAUGACCAGUCCGAGCCUUACCUAAUACUGUAUCCUCGAGUGUCAUAUCUGCCUUUCUUAUUACCGAAACUUCAUGCUUUUUUCCGAGCAUCCCUGAUCCACCCAGAGAGCGAGCCUCAUUCUGGAUGGUUCUCAUUCGAAGGUGUCCCUCUGAAAUGGCACUAUCCUUUGGGCUUGCUCUACGAUCUCUACGCCGGGGCUGAACCUAUUUCACAAUCCUCGACGAGCGACUACAAUAACCUAACACAGUCAGUGAUCCUCGCUGGCGUCAAAAAUACUCCGUCCCAUAGUGAAAUGGAAAGUGACCCUUCUAAUUCGAACCGAUUACCGUGGAGACUCACGUUACACUUCGAGAACUGGCCCGAUGAGGAUCUCGUACGACUUGAUGCAGACGGACUCGUCAUGCAUGAUGCUUUUAUCAACAGCGUGAAAGAAGCAGAUUCGCUUCGUAUCCGGGAAGCAAAGGGAAUCAUGACCUUGUCUAAAGAGGACACAGCUGGGUUUUGGGCAGCUAUUCAGAAUCAUGACCUUACUUCCUAUCGAAGAAUCAUCAACCUUCUUCUCCCAUCACUGCCCCAGCCAUUCCGUCAAAUCCCUCUGCGAAUCUUCCUCCCCUUACCACCUGAUACGGAUCGACCAGCCCUCAAAGUUGUCCAAUCACCUAUCUCUCCUUUAAUCCAAUCAUCAACCAGCACAGGCUCAUCAGCAGGGMGGACGCAACCCCAGACGGUUGGGUCAGCUCUACAUUCUCUAUUACCAAACCUUUUCCCCAGUCGACGAAUACCGGUUUUGGCAAAGCCAAUCUUGCACGGUGUAGUACUGCCCAUGUCCGCGCUUUUGGAGGAAGUUGCGCGUAGCGCUGCGUAUGGAGAUGGAUGGGUUUCUAUUGUUAUAAGCAUGGUUGGGUAG